CGCAUUCUUCUCGCGCGCGUGCCUAGACGCCACGCGCGGUCUGCAGCAGCAGAGGCAAAGAGAAAGCUAACACGUCCUUGGCUCCACGAGCCGACGACAGGACAGAAUGGAGGGAGAGGAUCAGACGUCCCUGACACUGGCAUCCCAGAGCAGAAUGGUGGACACACUGGGGAGUCGGGACAAUGCGACCAGCCGGUCCCCGACUCCCAGAACAAGGGACGCCCUCCAAGCAGCGCCGAGCACAUGACCACCGAGCCCGAGGAGCCUCCAAAUGCAAAGUCGGAGGAGCCUUCCAAGAAGCCGUGCAGGUGCGAUCACAUGAAGAAAGGAAAACUCUGCGGCGGCUACGGCCACGUCGCCAGGCACCACGUGGAGGUUAUGAAGGGAGAGGCAAAUAACGGAGAUAGAGGACUGGAAGGCUGCCAACCCCCAGGCUGCCGGAAAAGGGAAAGGAAAGGAUAGCAAAGGUAAGUCUAAGGGGAAAGGUAAGGGAAAAGGUAAAGGGAAGGAGCAGCGCCUGGACAUGAACGAGGAGGCCCCGACGACCAACCGCGACCGUGCUUUGAGGGUGCUGGAGGCCCUCUUAGUCACUAGCGAGCACCCUGCCCGUCCCUGGUGGACGAAGGCGCCGUGGCGUACAGUUGUGGUCAUGUUGAUGCCGUUCCUCUUGAUGUGCACGAUGUUCUUUGCGGCUGACUUCAUCUCCCUCCGCUUCCUCGCAGUCGCGCCAGUACUCGCCUGCGUCAGCUUGCUGCCGCGCCGCGCAUGGAAACGUGCUGGCCGACUGCGUCGGAAAGUGCUUCCCCGAGCUCGAUCGCCAGAAGUUUCUCUUCCAGCCAAGUUGAAGAUCCCCGGAGGUUUCAAUAGUCGUGGCUUCGUGUGGGUAGGGCCCGCGCGCGUCGAGACUGUGCUCGAUAGUGGUAGUGCACGUAAUUCCGUCGACUUGGAUUUCCUCCGGCGGCUGAUCCAGGAGCCGACUACGUCCAUGCAGGUAGCGGAGGUCGUCGACAUCGAGCCUAUGGAUUGUGGCAGCAUGCUCGAGAACACCACGUUCACUGCCAAGAAGCUGGCCUUCAUCGACAUCGCGUUAAAGGGGGGCCCCGCGACGGAAGGAGUUACGAAACGGUUAGGCUUCGCAGUUACCAAAAGGAGCUCCGAUGACCUUAUAGGACGCCCCACCUUGUGCGACCUAGGCUACGCCCCUCAGAAGGAGAGCGUCGCGCUCCGUACCCUGGGGCUGCAGUUCGCCGCCGUGCUUCCCAGCGACUGCCACGAGCAUGUCCUCAACUCCCGUUCUGCGACGACAGCAUGGCUUGAGUCUGGCGGCGACUCCUCGCAGAUGCGCACGCUCGAGUUGGCGGUUCCCUCGGAGGCCCAGUCGGGCCGCUGGCGGUUAGAAGCAGGACCUGGACUUCCUCAUGGCGUCGAGCUUAUCGAGGGCCCCUUGGUGGUCACAGGCAGUAGGGCGAACGCAAUUCUCCUGGUCUCGGAGGACUGCCACGCAGGCCCCAGAAUGCGGCUGGGGCGAGUUCGUAAGGCGACGCGCGAGGAUUUGAGGCCCCUGGCCACAAUGGAAGCGGCGGAGGCUGAGCAGCACCACGUUCAGGAGACUUCGGAACGGUGCUCGGCGGAAGUGAACGGAACAUUGACGAAACGAUCCCCUAAAGAGACUUUCUCGAAUCCAAGUACAAGAAGAAGGGAUCCAAGACGAGGGGGGAGGCGCUUUCCCCGGACCUUGAACAAGAAAUCGGCGAGGCACGGAACACAAUCGAGAAGCCUGUGAAGUGGCCUGAUCAGGACAACGAGGAUUUCAAUAACGAAGUGGAGAAGACAGCUUCAGCAACAUUGGCGAGCACCGGACGAAGAAGCAGAAGUCUUCUUUCAUUCAUCGUGGAUGGAGGGCUGCAAGGCCCCUUGCGUUGAAGGAAUCACGGCGCACGUCGAGCCCCUGCCGAAUGCGACGCUCAAGGUCACAGCCUCUGCCUGGAGUUCCACGAGGACCUCGAAGUAGCCGAAGGCACGUGGCCCCCUCGCUUCCCUUCGUGGCCCCACAUAUGUAUGCCCUUCGUGGCCCCC
This is a messenger RNA of Prorocentrum cordatum, 2076 nucleotides long. The record is from the annotation of a GenBank genome assembly. Lineage: Eukaryota; Dinophyceae; Prorocentrales; Prorocentraceae.